Pneumocystis jirovecii RU7 is the source of this 213-nucleotide messenger RNA. RefSeq lists its product as uncharacterized. The transcript has 2 exons. The record is from RefSeq and is a predicted model, not a curated record. Bases 1 to 213 code for a protein of 70 amino acids. Lineage: Eukaryota; Fungi; Ascomycota; Pneumocystomycetes; Pneumocystales; Pneumocystaceae.
AUGACAUUUAAGUCAUGGAUAAAAGGAAGUGUAUGGGGUUCAGCCAUUGUUGCAACAGGAUACGGACUUAUGAUUUAUACAACACCAAAUGAACAAGAACUUUAUCAUAGUCUUUCACCAACACUUAAGUCAAUGUAUGAUAAGAACCUUAAAGAAAAAUAUACAGAAGAAAUAACAGAGCACAUAAAAACAGCACGAAUUCUAAAAGAUUAA